CAUCUAAGUUUAAUUCACAGUAUGGCCCCUUGUAUCAGAAACUCCCAUAGUCCAAUUCACCAUUAGAAAGAGGAGAGAGAAAGAGAAAGAGAGAGAAAUUCUGUGCGAAAAUUGUGAAGCCAUGAACAAAAAACAGAAAAUUCAGGACGAUUCUAAGCCAAGGCGUGGUGCCAUAGACCUGUAUGCUGCACAGUGUGGUAAGUGCCAAAAGUGGAGAUCAAUUGCUACAAAGGAAGAGUAUGAGGAACUGCGAUGUAAGUUUAUGGAUGACCCAUACACCUGUGACAGACAACCAAAUGUGACGUGUGAUGACCCAGCAGACCUUGAAUGUGAUGCAACCAGAACUUGGGUUAUUGACAAGCCUAAUCUUCCAAAGACUCCAGCAGGAUUCAAGAGGGAACUCAUCCUCAGAUCAGAUUAUUCUAAGUUGGAUGCCCAUUACCUAACACCAACCGGGAAGAAAGUGAGGUGUCAGGGAGAAGUAGUGCAAUUCUUGGAGAAGCAUCCAGAAUACCAGCACUUAAAGCUGGACGACUUCAACUUUACUGUUCCAAAGAUACUGGAGGAUACUAUUCCUCCUGAGGUGAGGAGGAAGCGUGCGGAAAAAUCUGCGAGCAAAAAGGAUAAUGAUUUUGAUGGUAAGAGGAAGAAUUAAUAUUUAGUUGGCUAAGUUGUUGACUUUGUUGAUGCUCUUCCUGCUUCAACUUUUUAUCUAUAUUUCUCUAAGAACAAUGAAAACCUCAGAAGUGUAGGUGGUAUCUAGGGUAGUAGAACUUGCUUUUGGAAAUGUCUGUAAUGAGCCAUUUGUAAAAUUUGGCCUUAGAUGAAUCUGUUAAGCUGAAUGUUCGAGUUGCUGUGCAUGCUUAUUAUAUGUAGCAUCAGAUUUUUUCCCAUAUUUGCAUUCUGCAA
Molecule: messenger RNA, 909 nt
Organism: Chenopodium quinoa (quinoa)
Lineage: Eukaryota; Viridiplantae; Streptophyta; Magnoliopsida; Caryophyllales; Amaranthaceae
Product: methyl-CpG-binding domain-containing protein 4-like
Exons: 2
Coding region: 122-655 (177 amino acids)
Molecular function (GO): zinc ion binding; DNA binding
Source: RefSeq, a predicted model, not a curated record